ACCCCUCCCCCUCCCCCUCCCCCUCCGCCGCCGUGAAAGCGCUAAAAGAGAGGAAAAAAAACCUCCACCGCUCCUCCGCCCCCUUGGCUCUUCUCUUUCUCUGCCGGCGAGAGAUGAUAAAGCGGCGUUUCUACAAGCAAGACCAUGGCGAUAGGGACGCCUCCUCUGCGUCUUCCUCCUCCUCCACUGACGACUCCGAUUCCACUCCGGAAGUGGAAGAAGAAGACGAAGUAGAAGAGCAAGAGGAAGAGGAGCAGGAGGGAGAGGAGAUAGGAGGAGCAAAGGAGGACAAUGGGCCGCUCUCGCCUUCGUCCGGUUCAGGAUAUGAGAGUGAGGAUAGCUCUGGGAAUGAGGUUGAUGGUGAUUCUUCAGGUUUGCUCAUUAAUGAGGAGAAAGGACCUGAAAGAGGUCAUGAAAACCCUAAAGAUGGCCAGCUGAACAAUGAAGUUGAUGUUGUAAAGAAUGAGAAUGUGAACACUGGGAGCAGUGCCAUUGAUUCAAAUGAUCCAAUUGAAGCUGAUCUGAGCAGCUGUAUCUUGAAGUGCAAAUCAGUUUUUAAGUGCAGACUUUGCCCAAGAAUUGUAUGCUUAAAUGAGGAAACAGUCAAGCAGCACCUUAUAUCAAAGAGACAUGCUCGUUCCAAGAAACUAUUAGGAGAGGGGAGGCUUAAGCUGAUGCUCAAUAGUGAUGGGGAGAUUGAAGAGGAUCAGGAAACUCAUGCAGAAAGGCAUGCCCGAACUGUAGCCCUUGCUCAGGAAGUGGUUGUUCCGAAAAAGAAAGACACAGGGCGUCAGCGACAGAACUGCAGAAGGAAAAAGAGGUUGCGUAAUCGUUUUGAAAAGGGAAAACCAGAACAGUUGGCAGAAAAUCCCAUAAAGAGAAAACGGAAAGCAGAGGAUUGAAGAACAGUGAAUUUUGCUAUAAACUGUUAGUUUUCCUGCCAUUUUUCCAGGCAGGACGUUUUAAAAUGCAAUCUUCAGUUACAUGUUGUACAUGUCUUAUGCUAUUUGUUUCUUAUGCUAUUGUUAUUCCGGAGUUUUUUUUUUUCUCUCAAGCAAAAAACAUAUGAAUAAUUUUUUAGAGUUUCUGUUGAUUGGAAUUACGACUUUGGGAGGUUAGUUGGAGAUGCAAAUAUGCAGUCACAUGCUAACGUACUCUCAGCCUUAGCUUCCAAA
Elaeis guineensis (African oil palm) is the source of this 1175-nucleotide messenger RNA. RefSeq lists its product as uncharacterized. The record is from RefSeq and is a predicted model, not a curated record. NCBI's taxonomy places the organism in Eukaryota, Viridiplantae, Streptophyta, Magnoliopsida, Arecales, Arecaceae.